Dunckerocampus dactyliophorus (ringed pipefish) is the source of this 3783-nucleotide messenger RNA. Its product is annotated as leucine-rich repeat flightless-interacting protein 2-like. Lineage: Eukaryota; Metazoa; Chordata; Actinopteri; Syngnathiformes; Syngnathidae. The transcript has 12 exons. The record is from RefSeq and is a predicted model, not a curated record. Bases 2000 to 2875 code for a protein of 291 amino acids.
UUAUAUGUCUACAUAUGCUCUGUCCAGGAUGCCAUGUGAGCCUCAUUUAACCUAAAAGUAAUCCGACCAAAGGUCCUGAGCUGCAGUUCAUAAUGACCUCCAAUGCGUUUGAAUUUCAAAUCAUGAAUUUUCCCCAUAGGAAAUGAUGAAAAACUACAGGUGUUAUGAUGAAACUGUUAUUAGCUUUAGCCCCUUUUACAGAGCCUGUUCAUGUCGAGUGUGCAGCUUUUUUCCGCCUUGCUGUUUGGCAUAACAACAGUGACAUAAAAUGGGGUGGGUCGUCACUCAGCCAAUAUUCCACUUUCGGAGGUACUGUCAGAGCCAGAGCCAUCUUGUGUAAAACGGGAAGCUGUAACGUUGGUUCAGUGGUGUGAGAUUUCAUAUUCUACACUCACUCUCCUCCUUAGUGUUGUGUUGAAGCAAUGUUGCACUCCAUAUAGACCGUUUAGUCACUGACACAUAUGUUCCAUCAUACGUGCACAUUACGUGGUCAAGCAUGAGAGAAAGAGGGAGAGCGAGCAACAUGUACAAUGUUACUGUUAAAGAUGGAAAUACAAACUUGUUUAACUACACAAGCCAAAUCACACUAAAAAAUACGGCCGAGCUAAGCAAAGCUGUUAUAUCAUAAAAAGUAUGUUUCUUUAGACUGGGAUAUGUGUUGUUAAAUAUUGUUACAGAACAUGUGCAUUUAGUGUUUGAAUAUUAAAUGAGAUGUAAUGAAUAUCUGCAAGCCGCAAUCAAUGCAACAUUUUUAGUAGGGAUGUCCCGAUUCAAUAUUGAUAUUGGAUAUUGGGCCGGUAUCAGCAAAAAACCUCCCCAACAAUAUCGGAUUAUAUCCCAGCAUCUCAAAUCUUCAAUAUUGGCAAUCCGAUAAAAGCAGUCGAUUUCAAACUCUGCCCCAGCACAUCUACCCAGCAGCGACUCGAUAGAGCCCAUGUAAUGACAACAGCAGUGUUUGCUAGCGUGCUAACAAAGUAUCAAGGAGCACGAGUGAUGUCAGCAGUGUGGCAGUAAAAUGACGUUGCAGCUGAGUACAAAACUUCAUACACAAGUUUCCCGUGGUGGCACAGAACUGUGGACGUUUAAUACAACCAUCCUCAUCGUGCAUAUGAAGUGGCAUCACACGGGAAACUUCCACGGGAUGGCAAAAAGUCAUUAGCUAUAACAGAAAAGAGCGAGCCCCUGUCAAUGGUGAGUAAUGUUGGGUUUAAACGUUGCAUUGAGCACUUCCAACCUCGCUAUAUUAUGCCUAGCUGCCACUACAUUGUGGAGCAAACUAUACGUCACAUGUAUAAAUAAGUAAAUGGGUGAGUUUUUCUCAUACCUACUGUUGUGGACUAUGGUUUUCUGUUUGAGUAAUAUCACUUGAUCAAGCCUUUUCUAACACUCUACACUACAAAGUGAAUAAUACAAGUAUGUGGUUUGUGUUGAUCAGUAUCGGUAUCGGACGAUAUUCGAGGUUGCAAUAUCUGUAUCGUAUCAGACGGAAAAAAAACUUGUAUAGGAACACCCCUGAUUUUUAGAAUAAUGUCAAAUAUUGUAAUAUUGCCAAGAAAUAUGGUGAUGUAGCAUAAUUUUGAGGUUAUAUCGUCCACCACUGAUCUGAUAUUGAAUUGAAAAUGGUUUGCUUUGGUCAAGGUGCUUAGUGCAGUGUGGCAUAGCAGCAAUGGCUACAUCUGCAACUACCACAGCUCCAUACAUUUGUUGUCACUUGCACGUUCACAGUAUGUAUGAACUCUGUAGCGUUCAUGUACUGUACAGUGUGUUUUUUGGGUGGGUCAACUGGCUGUAACCUUCAUUAUCGUCUACAUGACAACUUGUUCACAUCCUUUGCCUGAUGCAGACGACUUGUUUGGCUUUGAGGUUCAAAACAUGUGUUCUAUUCAUAAGCAACAAUCUCAGAAAGAAAAACAUGCUGCAUAUCCACAGGAACACCAACAUGUCUAUUCUGAAAAUAGUCACUGGCCAGUUUUGACAUUUCAGCAGUUUUGGGUGUAGUAUGAUUGUAUGUUUUUCCUGGCACUUCCUUUCCUCUGUCCAGCUUUCUUACCGCUCAUCCAGCAGCAGUAGCAGCAAAAAAUGGGGUCAGAUCCACCAGUGGAUGGCUGACACAGAAAAAGCUAGAGCCACUAGUAGUAGUAGAUCAAGCAGCCGUCAUCGGGGCCAGGAUGAUGAUGUCAUGUCUGUCCGCAGCUACAGGUCAACCUCAUCAUCCAUCCGUGACUUGGCCUCAAACAGGAGUCGAUCCACUUCCCGUAGAAAAGACAUCUUGUCUGAUGGUGUGACCAAUAGCUCCACUCUCAAGAGCUCACGUUCUACUAGUUCUGUAUACAAUGAUCUACACGGCCAUAAAAAGUCUUCUAGCUCCUCCAGGAAAGAUCUGCUGACUGGACUGUACCAUGAUAAAAGAAAUUACACCAGCCUAACGAAGACCAAACUUCCGCCUCCUCCGUCCACCACCUCAUAUCAGCCACGGGCCACCACUUCCUCCUCUUCCUCUACCACUGGCACAGGGCUGCCGCGUAGCUAUAGCAUGGCCUCUAUUUAUGACGACACCGCUCUUUACGGCUCAAGCCACAGUUCAAGAGCUCCCUCUGAAUAUAGCUGGUACUCCUCUGGAGCCAGCUCCACUCGCAGCAGCCCUGCGUCUUCUUCAGAUGAUGACACUGUGAGCAGCGUGUCCCAGGAACGCUUCAGCAGAGGCCGCAGGGACAGUGCGUCGUCUGACUUCUCGGACAUUAGUGAGUCAGCAGCUGAUUAUUUCAGCCGCUCCAACAGAAGGGGCAGUAUUGUGUCUGAUCUGGAUGAUUUGAGUAUUCCAGAUCUGGAUACUGUAAGUGGCCAAUUCAGUUCCCAACGCAGAGUGAUGGAAUGAUUUCUUAUAAAUGAUGCAUGGUUUGAAACUAACAUUUGGUUUUAAAGAUUAAUCGCACAGUUGAUGAUUGUAAAUGACUAUCUUGUGAAUGGGUGAGUGUAUCACAUUAAGAAGUUUGAGUAGCUAAUAAGUGGAAGUGGUUGCAGUGCAAUUUUGUUUUAUUAAAUGUCAUAAAUUGUGCCUUCUGUUGAAUUAGCUAUUUGUUGUUUCACUGUUCUGCCACUAGGUUUUGUGUGUACGCGUUGUUAGAGUUGUGCAUAAACGUACCCAUUUUCCUACUCUUAAGUACACGUAGAUAAAUCCCAUACUUUACUUUCUUACGCACACUCUACGCACACAUCUCUGCAGGGGUUUGCUUCAUAACAUAUCAGAAAGAGGCAAAAAUGUUGAUUGCUCUUUUCCAAAGUGAAAGCUGGUGUGUGUGACUGUCUUGUUUUGCCUGAAACACAAAGAUAACAGGUCUGCUUUCAUGGAUGACUAAGGAAAUAACAUUACAUUUUUAAAUGAAACGAUUAAUUAUUACCAAAAUAGUUGUCCAUUAAUUGGAUAAUCGAUUAAUCAUUGAUUCAUCGGUGAAUUGUUGCAGCUCUAGUCUUAGCAUUAUUUGGUUAAAAAAAAAAAAGUAACAAUAUCAUUAGCAUAAAUUUGUAGGACAAAAAACAUUUGAAAACGCACCUGCAAUGUUUUGUUAUUCGGUUGAAUAAACUCUGCCCAGUCAUAUUUUUUAUGGUACUUAUCUGAAAAUUAAUCUCGUCUCAUUUUGUUCUCAUCGACCCAAUCUCUUGACAUCCUUAGGGAACACUCAGCACUUAUACUGACUCACUUGGACUAACUACCUCAAUUUUCAGAGGGGAGAACCGCUCCGAGCAUGAUCACUAAUUGUCUCUCCCUUCUUAAAAUAGUCAGCA